ACUUGUUGCAUCACAGACUGAAACAUUCUAUGGAAGGCGAGCGGGUGAGGAAAAGGUUCAUGUCUCUGCUCGAAGCCUCAGCAUCUGAAGUUAUCCGUCUGAUGCUCUACUAUUUUGGGUAUUCAGAUUAAUCCUGACUGAAUCAUGUCAGAAAAUAUACUGGAAGAAAUCUUCAUCAAACGAUCUCAGCAGAAGAAGAAGACCUCCCCUCUGAACUACAAGGAGAGAUGGUUUGUUCUCACCCCGGAAAAAAUAGCCUACUAUGAUUUUGAUUCUGACAAAGGGAAGCGAAAAGGUUUGAAGGGAUCGGUUGACCUCGAGAAGAUCAAAUGUGUGGAGUCGGUCCGGCCGGAGCUCAAUUCCCCGCAGGAGCGCAUGUACGCUUUCCAGAUCAUUUAUGACGAGGGGCCGUUGUACGUCUUUGCAAAGACAGACGAGACCCGGAUGCAGUGGAUAAAGAAGCUGAAAGAAAUGGUGCGCUUCAACAAGGAUCUCAUGCCGAAGUACCACCCUUGUUUCUGGGCGGAUGGGACGUGGCUUUGCUGCCAGCAGGAAGUCAAAGGUGCUAUGGGUUGCAAGGUGCUGAAUAGCAAGAACGGCUUUUCAUCCCAACGAGACAGAAGGGGAUCCAGGAAACCCCUUCCUCCUACCCCAACAGAGGAAAAGGCUGUUCGGCCUUUACCUCCACAGCCUCCCGAAGAACCUUCACCCUCUGUAGGCAUGACUGUCAUAGCAGAGUAUGAUUACACACCUAUGACACCCCAAGACCUGGAGUUGAGGAAGGACGAGGAGUACACCAUCUUGGAGAUGUCUGAUCAGAACUGGUGGAAAGCCCGGGACAAAUAUGGAAAGGAAGGAUACAUACCUUGUAAUUACGUUGUGGAAGCCACAAAUGGGCUAGAGAAAUUUGACUGGUAUUCCAAGAACAUGAACCGUAGCCAGGCAGAACACCUGUUGAAGACUGAGAAUAAAGAUGGUGGCUUCCUGAUACGGGACUCGAGCAAGGCCGGGAAAUACACUGUGUCUUUGUUCAGUAAGGGUGGCGGGGACUCUGUUGGAAGCUGCAGACACUAUAACAUCUGUACCACAGCACAGGGACAGUUCUACCUUGCAGAGAAACAUAAUUUUAGCACCAUCCCAGAACUCAUCAACUACCAUCAGCACAAUGCAGCAGGUAUGGUUAGCAGGCUGAAAUACAUCGUGUCGAACCGGGCACAGCCUCCAUCAACAGCAGGACUUGGCUAUGGUGUUUGGGAGAUUGACCCCCGCUACCUCACCUUCAUCAAGGAGCUGGGCACUGGUCAGUUUGGAGUGGUGAAGUAUGGAAAGUGGCAGGGCCAGCAUGACGUUGCCAUUAAAAUGAUUAAAGAGGGAUCCAUGUCUGAAGACGAAUUCAUAGAAGAAGCCAAAAUCAUGAUGAAGCUUCGCCAUGAAAACCUGGUCCAGCUGUACGGCGUGUGCACCAAACAGAAACCCAUUUAUAUAGUGACUGAGUUCCUUCCCAAUGGCUGCCUGCUGACGUACCUGAGGGAAGGCCUGACGCAGCACCCGACAGCUGUCCAGCUCCUGGAGAUGUGCAAAGACGUCUCCGAGGGCAUGGCCUAUCUCGAGUCCCAGCAGUACAUCCACAGAGACCUGGCGGCCAGGAACUGUUUAGUUGAUGCGAAUGGCACCAUCAAAGUGACUGACUUUGGACUUUCAAGGUAUGUCUUAGAUGAUGAGUACACAAGCUCAGCAGGUUCCAAGUUUCCUGUUCGUUGGUCACCUCCAGAGGUCCUCCUCUACUGCAAAUUCAGCAGCAAGUCAGACAUAUGGGCGUAUGGGGUUCUCCUGUGGGAGGUCUACACCCUGGGACGGCUUCCGUAUGAGCGCCUUAACAACACAGAAAUAGUUGAUCAGGUGUCUCGGGGCCUGCGCCUCUUCCGCCCCCAGCUGGCUAAUGAAAAGGUCUACAGCCUCAUGACAACCUGUUGGCUAGAGAAAGCAGAUGAGAGACCCACCUUUCAGGAGCUGGCACUCACGGUUCAGGAUUUGUUGUACGAGCUCCAGUAGAUCUCAAGAUAUUCCCAACACACACCCUGAGGGUUUUCUCUGGUCCCCACAGAGCAUUAUCUCCUUCUGUCCCCGGAAAGUCAAGGGCAACAAGUCGAACAUGGAAGUGACACUGGUGUCCUCUGUAAUGUGAAUAUAUGUAAUACAAAUGCCGCUAUAACUUCCUACAUAGAUACAUACGUACUAAUGUAAUGUAUUAUAUUACUAGAAGUACAGUCCUAGAGGCUAGCAUUGGAAAUAUGUAUAUGUUAUUGUUGGUUACCUGACUUUAUUGAAUCCUGUGUGUUUUAUUCUAUGGAAUCAUUGUCAAAUGUAUACACCUUUGCAUGUGGAGGCGAAGCUUUGUGAGAACAUAUCUAUUGCACAAAUAAAAGCCAAGUAUGCCGGGCUUUGAAAAUUACUAAGAAUAAAAUGACAACGUGUCAAAACAUCUGGUAAACCU
Messenger RNA from Pungitius pungitius (ninespine stickleback), 2494 nucleotides. RefSeq names its product Bruton agammaglobulinemia tyrosine kinase (gene btk). Gene Ontology annotation, molecular function: ATP binding; protein binding; non-membrane spanning protein tyrosine kinase activity. Bases 145 to 2052 code for a protein of 635 amino acids. Gene Ontology annotation, cellular component: plasma membrane. Lineage: Eukaryota; Metazoa; Chordata; Actinopteri; Perciformes; Gasterosteidae. Gene Ontology annotation, biological process: adaptive immune response; protein phosphorylation; T cell receptor signaling pathway. The transcript is spliced from 18 exons. The record is from RefSeq and is a predicted model, not a curated record.